AUAGAAACAUUUCACAAAAAUGGUAACCAUCAAAGCUUCGUACACAGUAGUUCCGAAUCAACCAACUCCAGGAGGUAUCCAAUGGCUCUCUGAUAUCGAUCAAGUGGCGCGUCUGUGCCAUACACAGACCAUCUACGUUUUCCAUGCAAAGCACAACCAUGACGCAUUAGUUGAACAGAUGAGAAACUCUCUUAGCAAACUUUUGUCGCAUUACUAUCCAGUUGCUGGUAGAUUGAGAAGGUUAGAAGAAGGUGACAGAUGGGAAUUGGAUUGUAAUGCAAAAGGAGCGGUGUUGAUUGAAGCAGAAUCCACAAAAACAGCGAACUAUUAUGGUGACUUUUUGGGUGAAUCCGCCAAUGACUUGGUUCCAACAGUCAAUUACACAAAAACCUUCAUUGAGGAACUUCCCUUGUUACUAGUGCAAGUAACAAGCUUCCUUGGUGAUGAAGCGUUUUGCAUUGGGGUUGCUAUAUCUCAUCUUUUGUUUGAUGGUAUUUCUGCCAUUCACUUCAUCAAUUCAUGGGCAAAGUUGGCUCGUGGAGACACAUUAGAGCCUCAUGAAAUGCCCUUUCUGGAUCGAACUGUGCUAAAAUUCACUAAUCCUCCAUCAACCUCACGCUUUGAUCACCAAGAGUUCAAGCCUAUGCCUCUCAUAUUACGAAGAAGUGACAACACUGUUGAGAGAAACAAGAGGGUAAAUGCCACUACGUUGAAGCUGACAGCAGAACAAGUGGCACUAAUAAAAAAUAGGGUUUAUACAGCACACAUUAUGUCACAGUUCACCAGAAACCGCAGCACAAUGGUGUGCGGUGAUAGUUUUGUAAAUAAAUCGAACUUAUAUGCUGUGGUUCACCUCUUAACUGCGACAUAUACCCCAGUCAACCAUCACCUUUGAUGCCACGUCAGGAAAAAAUUUAAAUAACAGGGGUAUAUGCCGCGGUUCUUUGAGGAAUCGCGGCAUAUACGCCUGCUACCUUCUGACAGUUAGCCCCUGCAACCUACUGACAUUCCCCAAAAGGUAGUUAGGGAUGGAGAAUGUCAGAAGGUAGAGGGGUAUAUGCCGCAGUUCUCUGAACAACCACGGCAUAUUCCCCCCUGCCACAUUCUGACAUUCCCCAAAAGGCAGUUGAGGGAUUCAGAACAGCAGGGAAUAGGCCGCGGUUCCCCCGCAACUGCGGCCUAUACCCUUAUCUGAAUAAAAUUUAAAUUUUUAAGGGGAGAAUAG
Vigna radiata var. radiata (mung bean) is the source of this 1225-nucleotide messenger RNA. RefSeq names its product spermidine hydroxycinnamoyl transferase-like. Bases 20 to 895 code for a protein of 291 amino acids. The transcript has a single exon. The record is from RefSeq and is a predicted model, not a curated record. Gene Ontology annotation, molecular function: acyltransferase activity, transferring groups other than amino-acyl groups. Lineage: Eukaryota; Viridiplantae; Streptophyta; Magnoliopsida; Fabales; Fabaceae.